Molecule: messenger RNA, 2193 nt
Organism: Drosophila bipectinata
Lineage: Eukaryota; Metazoa; Arthropoda; Insecta; Diptera; Drosophilidae
Gene: Sur-8
Product: leucine-rich repeat protein shoc-2
Molecular function (GO): protein binding
Source: RefSeq, a predicted model, not a curated record
AUGAACUUGUGUUCUUCGGGUGCAACGGCAUCGACCACAUCGUUAUCAUCCACGGGCCAGGCGGAGAGGAGCGGCGGAGGCGGCGUACCAGGUGGAGGAGGCGUCAGUAACGGAGGCGGAGGAGGUGGUGGAGUAACUGGAAGCGGCGGCGGCGGCGGCAACACUAGCGACGGCCUCUCCGAAGCAACACACUGCUUUGGUGGUAGUGGAGGAGGUGCAACAGCCUCUGGGCCCGAGGAACCCAACAACGCCAGCAGCCCGGCCAACGGAGGAGGUGCCAGUGCCAGUGCACAGCAACCGUCUGGAAGCAACGGACACGGCCAACUACACAACGAAAACAACGCAAUCAUGCCGCCCGAGACGCGUCCCAAAAUGGUGACGGUCAAACACCCGGAGUCCAACAAGCCCAAGCCCACCACCAAAAAGAGCAAACCCAUCCAGGCGGAUCAGGAUGUGAUCAAGGCACUUCAGCGGUGUCGAGAUGAAGGAAUUAAACGUCUCGACCUGAGCAAAUCUUCCAUCACGGUUAUUCCCAGCACAGUGAAGGAAUGUGUCCACCUCACGGAGCUGUAUCUAUACAGCAACAAGAUAGGUCAGCUGCCGCCGGAGAUUGGGUGUCUGGUGAACCUACGGAACCUGGCGCUGAACGAGAAUUCGCUGACUUCUCUACCCGAGUCGCUGCAGAACUGCAACCAGCUAAAGGUUCUGGAUCUACGGCACAAUAAGCUAGCCGAGAUCCCGCCAGUGAUUUAUAAACUACGCAGCCUAACAACUCUUUACCUGCGCUUCAAUCGCAUCACUGCCGUUGCGGACGAUCUGCGUCAGCUCGUUAACCUGACCAUGUUGAGUCUACGGGAGAAUAAGAUCCGGGAGCUGGGCAGCGCUAUCGGGGCAUUGGUGAACCUAACCACGCUGGACGUGUCGCACAAUCAUCUGGAGCACCUCCCCGAGGACAUUGGCAACUGCGUUAACCUCAGCGCCCUUGAUCUGCAGCACAACGAGCUUCUAGACAUCCCCGACACCAUCGGCAACCUCAAGUCACUAGUCCGACUGGGCAUGAGGUACAAUCGGCUGACCAGUGUCCCUGCCACUUUGAAGAACUGCAAAUGCAUGGACGAAUUCAACGUGGAGGGCAAUGGGAUUACGCAGCUACCGGAUGGGAUGCUGGCCAGCUUAAGCGGACUCACCACCAUUACUCUCUCGAGAAAUCAGUUCACCAGCUACCCCACUGGCGGUCCGGCUCAGUUUACGAACGUUUACAGCAUCAACUUGGAACACAACCGCAUCGAUAAAAUACCGUAUGGAAUAUUUUCGCGAGCCAAAGGUCUCACUAAGCUGAACAUGAAGGAGAAUAUGUUGACGGCCCUGCCACUGGACAUCGGUACCUGGGUGAACAUGGUGGAGCUGAACCUGGCCACAAAUGCACUACAGAAGCUGCCCGACGACAUAAUGAACCUUCAGAACCUUGAGAUACUCAUCCUAUCCAACAACAUGCUCAAGAAAAUCCCAAACACCAUCGGUAAUCUGCGACGACUAAGGAUCCUUGACCUGGAAGAGAACCGCAUCGAAGUUUUACCCCAUGAGAUUGGUUUGCUGCACGAACUCCAACGACUUAUCCUUCAAACCAACCAGAUCACAAUGCUGCCGAGGAGCAUCGGCCAUCUGGGAAAUUUAACGCAUUUGUCCGUGAGCGAAAAUAAUCUGCAAUUCCUGCCCGAGGAGAUCGGAUCGCUGGAGAGCCUGGAGAACCUGUAUAUCAAUCAGAACCCCGGACUGGAGAAGCUGCCCUUCGAGCUAGCACUGUGCCAGAAUUUAAAAUAUCUUAACAUCGACAAGUGCCCGCUGAGCACGAUUCCGCCGGAGAUUCAGGCAGGCGGUCCAUCGCUGGUGCUGCAAUGGCUCAAGAUGCAUUCACCCUAUAGACAAAUGUGAGAUGUAGACGGCGUCUGGCGCACCGUGUAUGUGGGCAGCGACUGCUAUUACCAGUACGAGCUACAAGCGGUGAGCCAGGCGCCCGGAGGAGCAGCCUCCGGAUCCGGGGGAUCCAGGAGCGGCGAACGUCGCUAACGGUGCGAUCUCAGCUAACGGGCAAGAGAUCCCUUCCCCUUUCCCAAUCCCAACCCUGGAAGGGAUAUGCCACAUUAAAAAGCGUUUUAUUUCUUUUGACUUGAACUUUUGCUUUAAACUGAAUUU